Molecule: messenger RNA, 1607 nt
Organism: Myotis brandtii (Brandt's bat)
Lineage: Eukaryota; Metazoa; Chordata; Mammalia; Chiroptera; Vespertilionidae
Product: lysoplasmalogenase
Exons: 3
Coding region: 154-945 (263 amino acids)
Cellular component (GO): membrane
Source: RefSeq, a predicted model, not a curated record
CCAUCCCUGGGCGGGGCAGCAUUUCCCAGCGCUGAAUCAGUCCCCGAGUUCAUCCAUAGGACACUACACGGUUAACCAGUAACCACAUGCCCUCGCUCCACCCACAAAGCCAUUAGAGCCCAUGUCCAGGCCAAGGGAGUGUCACAGGCGAACAUGGGCGUCUGGAAAGAGCAGCUGCACCUGGGCAGCCUGAGCCCCUUCUUGCUCACCUGCACCGUCUACUUCUUCCUCUGGAUCCCUGAGGACCCGCCGUCCAGGAUGGGCGCCCUGGUCAAGUGCCUGCCGGUGCUGUGCCUGGUGGGGCUCCUGCGGGCCAGCCCGGGCUCCGGCUCCGGCGGGGGCUACAGCCUUCGCCUGCAGGUGGCCCUGCUCUUCUCGGCCCUCCGGGAUGUCUUCCUUAUCUGGCCAGAGAACUUCCUCUAUGGCAUCCUCGCCUGCGCCAUGGCCCAGCUGCUCUAUGUCUGGGCCUUUGGGUUGAGACCCCUGCGGCCCGGCCUCCUGCUGCCCAUCAUCCUGGCCUCCCUCCCGUUCUCUGGCCUCCUGCUGCUGCACCUCUCCUCAAGCCUGGUCCUGCCCCUGUCGGCCUACGUGCUGGCCCUGUCCACCGUGCUGUGGCGCGGCCUGUGCCCCUUCCAACUGCUGUCCAUCUUCCUGGCCUCCCUCCCGUUCACCUUCCUCCUGCUGCUGCACCUCCCCCCAGACCUGGUCCUGCCCGUGUCGGCCUAUGCGCUGACCCUGUCCACCAUGCUGUGGCGCGGCCUGGCCAGGGGCGGGAGCGCCCGCUGGGGCGCCCUGCUCUUCGCCACCUCCGACUCCCUGCUGUCCUGGCACACCUUCAUCCAGCCGCUGGCCCACGGCCGCCUGCUGAUCAUGACCACCUACUACGCUGCCCAGCUUCUCAUCACCCGGUCGGCCUUCCAGAGCCCCAAGCUCAAGACUGACUGACCAGGGCCCCGAUGGGCCAGCGUCCGCCCACUCCCCUCCUGCAGGGACCCGGGACCAGACGCCCGUGGGGGCCGGAGCCAGGCUCCCGGACUCCCGUCUGCAGGCGUCUGUCCACCUGUGGGAACCGUUUGCAGAAUUUCGGAUGCACCGCCGAGUUCCGAACACCUUCCCUUCGUUCUGAUUCCGGGUUCCAGGCCCCUCAACCAGGCCCAGGCUGGGCCUCCCCAAGCCCCGCCCGCUCCUGUGACCUCCGGGGGCCCCGAGUCUGUAGGGAAGCAUGGGAGACUCGGUUGGAAAGUCUGUAAGAAGGAAAUUCCAAAAAGGGUCGUGGGCUGAAGGCGGACCACGCUGUUUAUCGGAAUUCCGACUUGGAGUUUGGCCAAAGCGGCCGCCCCUAUUGUUCCAUGACCUUUCCCACCCAGUCCGUGCACGUGCGGCCCCCCAGGUGUUUGCCGGAUCCUUAUGCUUAAUCUUUGCAUGUCCUUGCCUAGAGGACACUGCAGAAACGUGCCCUCCCAUGAUUGCCCUGCUGACUGUAUCUAAAAGGUAAACUGUAUCUCAAACUGUAUCUCAAAACUGCAAUAAAAGCCUGAGGAGGCAGGCGAACGGGGCUGUCUGGUUCCUUCAGCCAGGCCGUCCCUUAGCCCUCUCUUUCACAGCAA